UAUCUUCUCAUGGUGAUGGAGAUUGUAGUGAAAGAGACAGGUUUAGGUGACAUGAUCAAGAUAAGCCAACACAAAUUCCAGAUCUUUCUACCAUCUUCUUUGGUCUUGUCUACAUGUCUUCUCUGUGGGCGCACACCAUUUCUCAUAUAUUCUUCACCUGCAAUUAUUUUCCAUUCUUCAUCUUUCUCUCCCUCUUCAAGAUUUUCUGAAAUGGCUUCUGAGCCUCAUCAGCCUGAGUUAUCUUCUGCUUUUGAGGGGAUGCCAAGGCAUAGAGACCUCUCUUUGUUUUUGCCUUUCCUAUUAGGCUUCUCCACCACCACCGGCCGGAGUGAGAGUGACCACCCAGAUCAAGAAACGCCAGAUACACCCACCCCAAAUCAAAGAAUCAUCCUUAUCAACCCUUUCACUCAAGGGAUGGUGGUGAUUGAAGGAGCUGCUAGUUUGGAUUCUCUUCUUAGAGACUUAGCUACCAAGAAUGGUCAGCCUCCUGCCUCAAAAGCAUCUAUAGAGGCCAUGCCUUGUGUUGAAAUUGCUGAAAUUGGAGAUCAGGAUGGUGAGUGUAUGAUCUGUUUAGAGGAUUGGGAGAUUGGUGGGUUGGCCAAAGAGAUGCCUUGUAAGCACAGGUUUCAUGCUAAUUGUAUAGAGAAGUGGUUGGGGAUUCAUGGGUCAUGCCCUGUUUGCAGGUACAAGAUGCCUGUUGAUAAGAUGGAUUUUGGAAAGAAGAGAGAUGAUGAUGAUGAUGAGGGGAGAGAGAGAAGAAUAAUUGAAAGAGAAAUUUGGGUUAGUUUUUCAUUCAAUACUCAUAGGAGAAAUGAAAACUCAAAUCAGGCUUCAGUUACUGAUCCUAGUGAUGUCUCUUCCUCAAGUCCAGCUCUUGAUCAUGAAAUGGAGGGUUAAGAGUUGAAGAUUUUUUGUAAGAAUAUAUAUUUUUUUGUGUGUUUUUUUGGCUUCUUUUUAAUUAGCAUGUAUAUAAAGAUGAUUUACGUUCAUCUUGAAUAAUAAAUAAAUUUGUGUA
This is a messenger RNA of Manihot esculenta (cassava), 1015 nucleotides long. RefSeq names its product E3 ubiquitin-protein ligase MPSR1. NCBI's taxonomy places the organism in Eukaryota, Viridiplantae, Streptophyta, Magnoliopsida, Malpighiales, Euphorbiaceae. Gene Ontology annotation, biological process: protein ubiquitination. Gene Ontology annotation, molecular function: ubiquitin protein ligase activity. The coding region runs from base 10 to 897 and encodes 295 amino acids. Gene Ontology annotation, cellular component: cytoplasm. The record is from RefSeq and is a predicted model, not a curated record. The transcript has a single exon.